AUGGCAGACAAACAAAGAGACUGGAGACGGGAAGAGAACGAUGAGGACGAGGAGGGCGAGCAGGAGCUUGAUGAAUCUAGCUUCAAGGCACAGAAAGACGCCGUAUUGCUGGCCAUUGAAGUCAGCCCAUCAAUGCUUGAGCCUCCUCCGGCCUCUAGCUCUAAGAAAGCUGAACAAGACAGCCCGCUUCAAGCUGCCCUGAAAUGCGCCCAUCAUCUGAUGGAGCAGCGCAUCAUUUCCAACCCCAAAGACAUGAUGGGCAUUCUUCUGUUUGGAACGGAAAAGACCAAAUUCCGGGAUGAUAAAGAUGGCCGCGGCGGCCUUGGCUAUCCGAAUUGCUACCUCUUCACAGAUCUUGAUGUUCCUGCUGCCGAUGAUGUCAAGGCCCUGAGGGCGCUGGUCGAAGAGGAAGAAGACGAAGAUGAAGUGCUGAAGCCAGCUACUACUGACGUGGUUUCCAUGUCAAAUGUUCUCUUUUGCGCCAAUCAGAUAUUUACGACAAAGGCAGCCAAUUUUGGUAGCCGGCGACUGUUCAUCGUAACUGAUAACGACGACCCACACGCAUCAGACAAGGCGGCGAGAUCCGCUGCUGCUGUUCGAGCAAAAGAUUUAUACGACUUGGGGAUUACAAUUGAUCUAUUCCCAAUUGCCAAAGGAGAGUCAAGUUUUGACCUUGGCAAGUUUUAUGACGAUAUUGUUUACCGUGAUGUGAAUGCCGAAGCCAAUGGGACUGAGGUUCGCACUUCCAAGUCUGGCGAUGGGCUGUCUCUUCUAAAUUCCUUGAUUUCCAAUAUCAACUCUAAGCAAUCGCCCAAAAGAGCUCUUUUUCAUCUGCCCUUUGAGAUUGCCCCAGGGCUGCGGAUAACUGUCAAGGGAUACAAUGUUGUGAGCCGGCAGACUCCGGCGAGAACGUGUUAUAUCUGGCUUGACGGAGAAAAAGCCCAAAUCGUAACAGGCGAGACAACACGGGUUGCAGAGGACAGCGCGAGAACCGUCGAGAAACAAGAGAUCAAGAAGGCCUACAAAUUUGGCGGCGAAUAUGUAUACUUUACACCCGAAGAGCAAAAAAGCAUCCGAGACUACGGCCCCCCAGUCAUUCGAAUUAUCGGAUUCAAAAAUCGCAACUUGAUUCCCGCCUGGGCAAGUGUUAAGAAAUCCACCUUCAUCUUCCCGAGUGAAGAAGACUACAUCGGGUCGUCACGCGUAUUUUCGGCCCUCUGGCAGAAGUUGCUGGACAGUGAGAAGAUAGGCAUCGCCUGGUGCGUGCUGCGGUCAAACUCACAACCAGUGCUUGCCGCUGUUAUUCCAUCAAGAGAACAAUCUGAUGAGGCCUCUGGCACUCCAUAUCUGCCAGCCGGACUUUGGAUCUGUCCGCUCCCUACCGCGGACGAUUUACGAGACAUUAGUGCCGAGCGGGGGCUUGACUGCUCUGAGGAUCUUAAGACCAAAAUGAGGGUGGUUGUACAGCAGCUCAAUCUUCCCAAAGGAGUGUACAACCCGCUGAAAUACCCCAACCCAGCUUUACAGUGGCAUUAUAAAAUUCUUCAGACGCUCGCUCUGGAUGAAGAGGUGCCGGAAAAGCCCGAAGACUUGACUGAGCCCAAAAACAAAGCCAUCAACAAGCGUGCUGGCGGCUAUUUGGAGGACUGGGCCGAGACACUCAAGGAUGAAGCCGAUAGAGCCGCGAGAUCCCGGUCGUUGAAGCGAGAAGUAGAAGAUGACGGUGUGUCAGAGCGCCCCGCGAAGCAGAGAAAGGCGGCUGCAGAGCGGCCCAGCGGAUCGACGUUUAGCAUGGCGCAAUUGAAGGCCGCAGUUGAGAGCGAAGGCCUAUCGAAAAUGACAGUGGCGCAGCUGAAGGACGUAGCAGGUGCCAAGGGCCUCAGCACGAGCGGUAAAAAGGCCGAUCUUGUGGAGAGGAUCGAGCAGUGGGUAGAGGAGAAUAGCUAA
Trichoderma atroviride IMI 206040 is the source of this 1947-nucleotide messenger RNA. RefSeq lists its product as uncharacterized. Gene Ontology annotation, cellular component: Ku70:Ku80 complex; nucleus. Gene Ontology annotation, molecular function: DNA helicase activity; telomeric repeat DNA binding; double-stranded DNA binding. Lineage: Eukaryota; Fungi; Ascomycota; Sordariomycetes; Hypocreales; Hypocreaceae. Gene Ontology annotation, biological process: double-strand break repair via nonhomologous end joining; telomere maintenance. The record is from RefSeq and is a predicted model, not a curated record.